Molecule: messenger RNA, 549 nt
Organism: Ixodes scapularis (black-legged tick)
Lineage: Eukaryota; Metazoa; Arthropoda; Arachnida; Ixodida; Ixodidae
Exons: 6
Coding region: 96-461 (121 amino acids)
Source: RefSeq, a predicted model, not a curated record
AAGCGAUUAUAAAAAAGCCUUCUGCUCAGUGUUGCUACCAGGCGUAUUCUUCUGACCUGCACAACUGUUGCAAAAGGCUGUUAAGACGUUCGAAAAUGAAAAUAUCUUUAGCUAUCAUCCUUUGCUUGGUUCUAGCUGUAGCUGUGACUGAAUCGAAACGCAAGAAGAAACCUACCGUGGUAAAGAUAAUCAGAAAAGUAUUCUCUGAUGACGAUGACAAGAAAUGCCUGAAGAAACUUCGACUAACCCAAAACGAAUUGUCUACGGCUGUGCAGAUUAGGCAGAUACAGGCACGAAGCGGCGGCACGACUGUCACAAGCAUGGCUGACAUGGACAGGCUCAUCAACCAACUGUCCCGCAGUCUCAUUGCUGCUAACGGACUCAAGGCGAAGAUGCCAAGACUCAUCGAAUGUGAACUGACGGAAUUCCGACCAAUUAUGUGGGGACGACCUCGAGCAUGAAGAACGCUAAUCUUGGCCUGCGCCUCGCGCAUAUACAUCCACAUUUAAUGUAGCCUGUCGCCCAAUUAAAGUGUCGGUGUCAUUUUCA